This is a messenger RNA of Pogoniulus pusillus (Red-fronted tinkerbird), 3055 nucleotides long. It is a transcript of the gene SYT6, whose product is annotated as synaptotagmin 6. NCBI's taxonomy places the organism in Eukaryota, Metazoa, Chordata, Aves, Piciformes, Lybiidae. Gene Ontology annotation, biological process: regulation of dopamine secretion; regulation of calcium ion-dependent exocytosis; calcium-ion regulated exocytosis. Gene Ontology annotation, molecular function: calcium-dependent phospholipid binding; calcium ion binding; clathrin binding. The transcript has 7 exons. Gene Ontology annotation, cellular component: plasma membrane; exocytic vesicle. The record is from RefSeq and is a predicted model, not a curated record. The coding region runs from base 459 to 2024 and encodes 521 amino acids.
GUGAAGCCUUCGCUCGUUCUGCAGAACCACUCUGGGGCUGGGAUUUGAAACUGCACCUGGAGAACGGAGAAAGGGCAGCGAUGAAAGGGUUAAAAAGAAUUAUCUGGGCUGCAGCUUUGGCGACGUUGCCUGGAGGGCACGAAACUGAAUUUGGUAGGAGGAUCUUUGUCUGGAACACGCCUUGGCAGUGCCCAGAUCUCUGAUCUAAGAGGCAACAAGGCACCGGCAGCGCUGGCAGGACUGCACUGAGCUGUGGCUGACCUGCGGCUCCUGGCUCUGGAUGCUGGGGAGGGUUUGUGAAGCUGGAGCAUUGCCUGGCUCAGGGUGUCCCUCAGGGUGCUGCCACGCCAGAGGGUGGCACUUGUGUGAGUCUAUGUGACUAAAACCAACCCAAGCCUCUUUUCCUAGCCGGACUUUCCUAGAGAGCAGAGGGGGCUAGCAGAGGAUGCGUGUGGGAGAUGAGUGGUGCCAAGGAUGACAGCCGCUGUCAGAGGGCAGUGCACAUUGUCACCGAGCUCUGCCGGAAGAAAAGCCUGCCCGGCUUGGACCUGGACACUUGCAGGGAGUUCCUCCUGCUGCCUUCUGACCAGAGCCUGAUUAUCUCCGAGCCAGAGCUCUCCAUCAGCCUCCUUGCAGUGAUAGUUAUUGUGUGUGGACUGGCCCUGGUGGCAGUUUUUCUCUUUCUCUUUUGGAAGCUGUGCUGGGUUCCCUGGAGGAACAAGGCCAUUUCUUCCACCCUGGCCGUCCUGCAGGGCGAGGCAGGCUGCAGCAAGGAGAACAUGGCAGACAAGCUGAAGGACGUGGGGGCUGUGAGCUUCCUGGAGGCAGCGGUGAAGAUCAGCCACACCUCCCCUGACAUCCCCGCAGAGGUCCAGAUGUCCAUGAAGGACCACAUCAUGCGGCGCACGCGGAUCCAGCGGCAGACGACGGAGCCUGCAUCCUCCACCAGGCACAUCUCCUUCAAGAGGCACCUUCCUCGGCAGAUGCACGUGUCCAGCGUGGACUACGGCAUGGAGGCGCCGGCGGUGGCUGAGCAGCCCACCAGCAUCGGGCGCAUCAAGCCUGAGCUCUACAAGCAAAAAUCUGUUGACUCCGAGGACCCUAAAAAAGAAGCAUCCAAAACUUGUGGGAAAAUCAACUUCACCCUCAAGUACGACUACGAGACGGAGACGCUGACUGUCCGAAUUCUCAGGGCUUUCGACCUGCCAGCCAAAGACUUCUGCGGCAGCUCCGAUCCCUACGUGAAGAUCUACCUCCUGCCGGACAGAAAGCGCAAGUUCCAGACGCGAGUCCACAGGAAGACUCUGAACCCCACCUUCGACGAGUCCUUCCACUUCCCUGUGCCCCACGAGGAGCUGGUGAGCAGGAAGCUCCACCUGAGCGUCUUUGACUUCGACAGGUUCUCCAGGCACGACAUGAUAGGAGAAGUGAUACUGGAGAACUUGUUUGAGGCCUCGGACCUCUCGCAGGAGACUUCCAUCUGGAAGGACAUUCAGUACGCAACGACAGAAAGCGUGGACCUGGGAGAGAUCAUGUUUUCCCUUUGUUAUUUGCCAACUGCAGGUCGCCUCACCUUAACAGUCAUUAAAUGCAGGAACCUCAAAGCUAUGGAUAUCACAGGUUACUCAGAUCCCUAUGUCAAAGUGUCUUUGCUCUGCGAUGGGCGAAGACUGAAAAAGAAGAAAACCACCAUAAAGAAGAACACACUGAACCCCACUUACAAUGAAGCAAUAAUCUUUGACAUCCCCCCAGAAAACAUGGACCAAGUCAGCCUGCUCAUCUCUGUCAUGGAUUACGACCGAGUAGGUCACAAUGAGAUCAUUGGGGUCUGCCGUGUGGGGGUCAAUGCUGAAGGACUGGGCAGAGACCACUGGAAUGAGAUGCUGGCAUACCCACGCAAGCCCAUCGCCCACUGGCAUCCCUUAGUGGAGGUGAAGAAGUCUCUCAAAGAGUGGCACGGCCGGGCAGCGAGCUUCGACAGCCAGGGCUCCUGUCCCUCGCCCAGACCACCACCCACGCCGUGAUCCGGGGCGCAGCCAGCAGGAGGGGACUAAACCAAGUUCGUUUUGCACUUGGCCCAGAGUCUCAGUGAUUUGUUGCUGAGUGGCAGCAGCAGCAGCCAGACUUUCCAGUCUGGUUGUUCUGCGUAAGUCAAGGCAGAAACCCAUUCUGUGGCCAGAUUUGUCUUUGCCUGAUUCGUCUCCAGAGGUGAUGUUUUGGGUUUAGUUUUUGGUUUGGGUUUGGUUUUCUUUUGGUGUUUUGCUUUUUUUUUUGGUGGCUUUUAUUGUGUGGUUCUGUUUCCAGGCAAAGAAAGUGGACUGAGACAAGGGCUGGAUGUUUGCUCUGUAAAAUAAUAUGUAACAUAGUUUUUAGUGUGUAUGAAGGCUGGGAAAGUGCCAAGACGCUCUGAAGGUCUGCAGGCAGAGCGGGCGGCAGCGAGGGGCUCAUGGACUGGCCCUGCUGCCCGCACCGGCGUGGAAGAGCUGCAGCAGAAGAUGCUUCUCCUGGCCUUCAGCAGCUCUGUUCUUGUGCUCAGCCCAGGGUCAGCAGUGUGCUCCCAGGUUUCUGUCCGUGUAGAGAUGUUGAUGAGCUGUUAGAAGUUUGUGCAGUGUGUACCCCAAAUUCCUUCGGUCAUAUAUAAAAAGUGCUGUCGGUUGCCUCGGGGGUGGGGGGAACCUGGGUUUUAUUCCCUGUAUUUGAAGUGUCCCUAGAGCUCCUUGCAUGAACAGUGUCUGAAGCCCCCUUUGUAGCUGCUGCUCCUUCGUUCUCCCUGCGCAUCACUGCCUUGUCCGAGUGGAGAGAACUCUGCUGCCACCAGAGGGGUGUGAAGAUAAAGGGGAGAGAAGCUACAGGAACAGGCAACAUCCUUGCAUGUACACUUAGAUCUUUGUUUCUUCCACCAUCCUGCUAGCAAAGGGUGAACAGAAGGGUAAAGAGAAAUAGAAAACCACAACCAAUACAAGCCCAAACCACUUCCAGACUUUUAUCUUCAGCAUUUCCUUAAUGAAAGUAAUUUCUAAGGUCCAAACUCUGGAGAAUGAUCAAGUUUUGGGGG